Hyphopichia burtonii NRRL Y-1933 is the source of this 1879-nucleotide messenger RNA. RefSeq lists its product as uncharacterized. Lineage: Eukaryota; Fungi; Ascomycota; Pichiomycetes; Serinales; Debaryomycetaceae. The record is from RefSeq and is a predicted model, not a curated record. The transcript has a single exon. Gene Ontology annotation, cellular component: endoplasmic reticulum. Gene Ontology annotation, biological process: GPI anchor biosynthetic process. Bases 33 to 1505 code for a protein of 490 amino acids.
AAUUCCUUCAACCCUGGUUCAGUGCUUUAAGGAUGUCAUAUAAGAAACCAUUGAAUGUGUUCAAAUGGUCAGUGACCGUUAUCACCUUGAUCCUCAAUGUAUUUAUAUAUUUUUAUCCAGAAAUUUUGAAUAAACCUGACCAAUGUAACUGGCAUAAAUUCGAAGAUGAACAACCAUCAAUUGAUUUGAUGAGUAAUGUUGAAAUUUUGAAUAAUGAAUUGAUCCCAGAUUACCUAUUGGAAAAAUUAUUAUUGAAUUUUCCAUCUUUGCAAUUGAAUAAAUCAGAACCUUUAAGUCCAUAUUAUGAUUCAAAAGUUAAAGAUAUUAAUAUGUUAUUAUUUGGUGAUCCUCAAAUCAAUGGUAAUUGGAAACUGACCAAGUAUAUUAAAAGACUUGAUAAUUAUGGUAAUGAUUAUUACUUGGGCCAUAUAUAUAAUAUCAUGCAAAACAGAUUGAAACCAAGUCAUGUCGCUGUUAUGGGUGAUUUAUUUUCAUCUCAAUGGAUCUUUGACUCUGAAUUUUAUAAUAGAACUUAUAGAUUUGUUGAAAGAUUAUUCCCCCGUCCUUUAGAUUAUAAGAAAAAUGUUAUUGAUACUUGGUCUAAACAUGAAAAUUAUGAUUGGCCUAAUUUUAUGGAGAAUGAACAUGCUAUGGAUCCAAUUCACAGAUUCAAUUCAAGAGUUUAUAAUGAUUUAUAUGAUUGGUUUAAUAAAGAUGAAAAAUUUCCAAAUUUUGAAAAUCCUUUAUUCAUUAAUUUAACCGGUAAUCAUGAUAUUGGUUAUAGUGGUGAUGCUACUUGGCAACACAUGGCAAGAUUUCAUCAUUUAUUUGGUCAAAAUAAUUACGUUAUUAACUAUAAUAAAGGUACUCCAGAAGAAUGGAGAUUGGUUGUCCUUGAUUCCUUAACAAUGGAGGGACCUGCUUUACAGCAAGAAUUUGUUGAUUAUACUUGGUCAUUUAUUGAAAAUUUAGAAAAAUAUGAAAAUCCAAAUUUUAAAGGUUCAACCAUCUUAUUAACUCAUAUUCCUUUCUAUAAAAAAGAAGGUUUAUGUACUGAUGGUCCUCAACACAUUUAUUAUUUUAAUAAUACUAAUGAGCCUUAUAAAAAUGGAAAAUUAAGAAGUCAAAAUCACCUUAGUUACGAAACAAGUCAAAAAGUUCUAAACAUUGUCUUCCCAAAUGAUGAUAAAGAAGGAAUCAUUUUAACUGGUCAUGAUCAUACUGGCUGUGAUAAUUGGUAUAAUUUUAAUAACGAUGUUUGGGAAGCAUCCAAAACAAAAAAUAAUGAUAAUCGUCAAUCAGUAAGAGAAAUUGUUGUUCAAUCAAUGAUGGGUGAUUUCAAUGGUCAAACCGGGAUCUUAACUGGUCAUUUUGACUACUUACAGAACAACUGGAAAUUCGAAUUCUCUUAUUGUUCCUUCACCGUUCAGCAUUGGUGGUGGGCAACUAAAGUGUUCAGCUUGGUCUCAAUCUUAUUACACUCAAUCGCCUUUUUAGCUCGCUAGCCUUUAUAGUUAGUUUGCUACGAUUAGUAUUAUGAAAGUAUCAAAAAUCAUAUAGGUUAUUUAUUUUCGUUAUUCUACGUAGAAUUUUUUUUUUUUUUUUGCGGCAUUAAUCAUAAAUAUUGCAACCUAUGCUUCACCAUCCUUACUUGCUUCUUGAUCAACGUCUUCACCUUCCUCGCGCUCUUCAUUUCUCAAAUCCUUCUCAUUGCUCUCAACUUCUUCAGGCUUUGCUUUUAAAUCAUCCACUUCUUGCUUCAACUCUUCACCAUUCAAUGCUUCAUCCUUGGCUUCGUCACCAGCAGCCUCAGCAUCUUCAGCUUUGAAAACCUUGUCGUCUUCUUGACCCAAUUCUUCUUCUUGCUCUUCAUUCUUAU